GCCCUUCGGCGUAACAAACACACCAGUCUGACGGAUCAGCAGGGGUUCCCAACAUGGAUAGUUCGAUGGCGACAGAGAAGGCAGAAGUAGAGCGCAAAGUAGCGCAACUUUGCAAGAAAAUCGACUCCUUCGGCCUCUCAGACGAGGACAUCUAUGGAGUCAGCUCGGUGAAGAAGUUGAGCGGACGCCGUACAACAUGUCGGGGGAAACUCUUCGCUACAGCCGCGGUGCUGGCUGUGGUCGUCGCGGCGGUGGUCGUCGGGCUCGGCACCGGCCUGGUUCCCCCGAAACUGGCGGAACACCUGUUCACCCUCCUGGCAGGGGACAUGGAGAAGGAUCGCUGCAUCGUUACGUACAUAGAGGAAAUCCAAGACUCCUUGCGUCCGCCCGUCAACUGCCAGAUGUGUGCGGGCAUCCAAGAAGUGGACAGGGUUCGGAACAUGACGCCUGCCGAAUUUAUCGCCAGGUACGCCUACACUGCACGGCCUGUGAUAGUGGAGGAUGGGACACAGAACUGGACAGCCUCAGAGUACUUCAGUUUCGACUACUUCAAGUCGGUCUACAAGCCAGACAGCCCGGCACUGCUGAACGAAGAGCACAGCUGCCAGUUCUUCCCGUACAAGACAAACUUCGAGACUCUGGGAGAAGUUUUCAACAUGAGUAAGGAACGGGCGAAUCUUGAAGACGGGUCGGAGCCGUGGUACAUUGGAUGGAGUAACUGCGAUGCAGAGGUGGCCAAUGACCUGCGGCGGCACUACGGGCGACCGUACUUCCUCCCGGCCCAAUCGGAGUCCAGUAGGACUGACUGGAUCUUCAUGGGAAGUCCCGGAUACGGAGCCCACCUGCAUAUUGAUCAUGUUGAUGGGAGAACAUCCUGGCAGGCUCAGGUGAAAGGGACGAAGGAGUGGACAAUCGAGCCGCCGCCGGAGUGUUACUUCGAGUGUCCCCACACAAUAAAGGUUACCGUACACCCAGGAGAAAUAAUUGUGCUGGACACCAACAAAUGGUUCCACAAGACACUGAUCAUCGGAGAUGAGAUGAGCAUCACCAUCGGCUCCGAGUACGACUAGAAAUAAAUGUGGAUCUGACAACAUGAAUGAAAUACCUUAUUUUACAU
Messenger RNA from Branchiostoma belcheri (Belcher's lancelet), 1117 nucleotides. RefSeq lists its product as uncharacterized. The transcript is spliced from 5 exons. Bases 54 to 1070 code for a protein of 338 amino acids. NCBI's taxonomy places the organism in Eukaryota, Metazoa, Chordata, Leptocardii, Amphioxiformes, Branchiostomatidae. The record is from RefSeq and is a predicted model, not a curated record.